Molecule: messenger RNA, 15620 nt
Organism: Ooceraea biroi (clonal raider ant)
Lineage: Eukaryota; Metazoa; Arthropoda; Insecta; Hymenoptera; Formicidae
Gene: Smr
Product: nuclear receptor corepressor smrter
Biological process (GO): regulation of transcription by RNA polymerase II
Cellular component (GO): chromatin
Source: RefSeq, a predicted model, not a curated record
CUCUCGGGAGGAUUGGUGCGUGCGAGCGGGAGCGACGAGGAUCCUCCUCGUUAUCACCGUCAUCGUCGUCGAUACCGUCAGCGUUCUCGUCAUCGUCGUGGCCGUCGUUGGCAAAGUUCUCGGCGAGCAGCUGCACCGUGAAGUGUGCGAGCGGCGCCGUCGCGUCCCGCGUUACGGCUCCUCCGCACCAAGUUCAGCUCGAGGACCACCGAAGGAGCAACCGCUCCGAAACGUCCGUUCGUCGUUGCACUUGUGACAAAAGUCUGUUCCUCCUUUUCCGUUUCUCUUUGUCCUUGCACUUAUCCGUCUCUCUCUCUCUCUCUCUCUCUCUCUCUCUGCCGUUUCUUCGGUUCUCUUAUUCUCUCUUUUAGGCAAUCACGCGAGUGUGCGUAAUCUCUCAUUUUCUUUCUCACGCACAUCCUCGCACCCACACGCACAUAUGUACACGUACACACGUGAAUUACGCACCACGAAUACGUUCUCUCUCUUCCUCCCUCUCCCUCUUCCUCCAUCCAGUUUGCUCUCUCUCUCCCCCCCCCCUCUCUCUCUCCCUUAUUCCCUACUUAUUCUCCUUAUUUUUUUAAUCCUGGAUAAAACGGGAUAGGGACUAAAGGGAAAAGAAAAAGGAGUGAUCUUUCUCAUGCCACGACGAUGGCGAUGACGACGACGGUGAAGACGAAGCUGAAGCUGAAGAUGAUGACGAAGAUGACGUGAAACGUUGCCCGCGGUCGCACCUGCAUCCGAAAAUCCCAACAUUCGCAUUACAGUAUAGUGUCGCCGUGCAGUGUACACAGUGAAACACGCAUUUUCCCAACGUUGUCGUGGCUUUGGAGAACGACGCGACGCUAUGCGCCGCGUCGCGUCGCGUCGCGCCGCAGUAUGUGACCGCGUUUGUCUCGACCGCACGUACGUGUGCACGCUCGCCGCGUUCAUGUUCGAUUCUUUAUCAUACGUGCGCUCGUUCAUCCAUCCGCCCGUCCGUCCGUCCGUCCGUUCAUUCGUUCAUUCGCUCGCUCGCUCGUCCGUUCGUCGUUCCGUUCGCUCGCUCGCACCUUUUUCGAUUCCUCUCCGAUCGUCCCAUCGCCAGCAAUAAUCGACGCAUCGGACAACGCAUCGUGUUUACUACACGCGCCGUGCGCGCAAAGGUGCCGCGAUUACCGACCGAGUGCUCGCUAUCGCGCCCGUGCCCGUUUCUUCGCCGCGAUGAUGCGUCGUUGAAGCUAGUGCUGGUGCCCCAUCACCCCCGCAUUCGGUUCUGCCCUAUUGUCCCGGGUCUCCUACCGAAUCCGUCUCCUCGCCGCGUCGCGCGCCCGCCCGUCCACGUAUUCUCGCCGUCGACGGAGUUAUCGUCAUCGCCUCACGUCGCCGCGCUCUCUCUCUUUGUGUGUGCUCAGUAAGGUAUGCGUGCGACCGACGCGGCGGUCUCCGAUGAUCUCCGCGUUUUUGUGCAAGCCGAGAUACAGGAGCAACGCGGGGCGCACUCGCCGACGCGCUGCCACGACGCUACGAGAGCCCCGAAAAUAACGGGCCUAUUAAUAGGGGAUACCUCGGCGCAGCGGCCGCUCCGCGUGUGAACUUGAAGAUAGCGAGGAGGCCGACCGACACCGCCCGACCGACGAUCGCGAGUGUACUGGUUGCUGUCGGUUGGUGUCGGACGAGCGGGAUGUUUUAGCACGAAAGUCGACGCCCGAGUCGGAUAGGAGAAACGGCGAGAAGAAGCGAAGAGGCGGCAGCAGCGGACGGUACCGAGGAAAGCUCCUCUGACCGCGUAAAAGCCGAAGGGGGGAGACGAGAGGAGGAAGAGGAGGACCAUUUGUUGUGACCUCUCGUCGUGUAUGAGUACGCCCGCGCCUCGAGUCAGAGAACCGGGAGUGUUUUCCUCGGGUUUUCGGCCAUUCCGCGAUUUGUCCGUAUGCUGCGAGUGUGUGUAUUAUUUCCCUAUCUCUCUCUCUCUUUCUCUGCAAAUAAAAUAUAAAAUGACAAUUCGCAAAUAUCGAAUGGCAGCAUUGGGAUAAUCGUAAAGCAACACCUUUGAAAUAUUAUCUUUGCGAGUAACCGCAGAACGAAUUUACCAAAAAAUAAUAAAAACUCGGAUUGGCGCGUUAAAGCAAUUGAUAACUGUACCAAAGGCAAAUUACUAUUUUCACGAUUCAUCUCGAAAGUUUCUCGUUGCUAUAUCGAAAUAAAUAUAAAUUUUAGUAAAACCUUCUCAGUAUUCUUCCGCCAUCGCGUUCGUUUUUGGAUUAGCCAACGUGCCGACGCGACGUGACAAAAACUGAGUCCGCGAUUAUCUGGUAAUUUCGCUAAUUCGCUUGAACUUUGACUAUAAUUUCGCUGGGAGGCCAACGACGCGAUCAGCACCGACAGCGAUGGAAGUGCUAGCGGUGACGCCGUAGCGCGAUUCUGUCGUGGGAAUGGUAAUAAGCUCGGUCGCGGCUCGGUGGCAACGGGGACGAUAUUAAUAACGGCGAUGACGAGUCGCAGGUGGAAUACGGAGCGCACAAGGCGCGGGUCAAUGAGGAAAUUCUCGGGCGUAAGGUGCGCCUAUCUCGAGUGUUACUAGACUGCAGGGAACGGGACAAAGAGAGGGAGAGGGACCAGAGGCAGAAAGAGUGGAAGAAAAGAAACGAAGUGGGGGGGGGGGAAGACGGAAUACCGAGCGAAACGAACGAUUGGCGGAAAAAGAUCGAGGCGCAUCACACGGCGAGGCACGCGGCAAGAGAUUGCAGCGGAAGCGGCGACACGAAAACGAGGACGAAGAAGAAGAAAAGAAGAAAAGACGAGAGUUUUGGCAGUUCUCUCUCUCUCUCUCUCUCUCUCUCUCACACAGUGUCUACGCAUUCGAGUGCGGUGCCGCGUGACAGUGUGUGUGGACGCGUGUGACAGUGAGUUGCCGCGGUGUGCAGUGAGUGGUGAGAGACGGAAGGGGAGGAAGAGGAAGAAGACGGCGAAGCGACGAAGGGUGGAGUAAAUACACGGAGCGACGCGACAAAGGGGAAGGAAGUGCAACGAAGGAAGAGGAGGUGCACGAGGAGGAGGAAGAGGUGCAGGUGGAAGGAAAAAGAAAGCGGGCGAAAGGAGACAACUGGCCCUCCUCCGCGCGCGGAGGGAUGCGGAGUGAAGUAUGCUGAGGAGUAAGCGAGUGGCGCGAGUUUCAUGGAUCGAUCGGUCGAUCGAAUUUUCUAAAUAAGACACGCGCCGCUCCCGCGCGCGCGCGCGCGUGUGUGCGCUGCUGCGUGCACAUAUGCAUACGGGCGCGCGUGUGUGCGUGACCGCUGCACGGAACCGUCGCCGACGUCGUCCUCAGUCGAGCAGGCCGGGUCGGUGAAUCGCGCCGCGCCGCGCCGGUGGAUCGACCGCCGCCCGCCGCGGGAAACUUCAGAUCCGGUUCGCUUUCCACGGCUGACGUCAUUACCGUUCACAAUGCGCUAGGGGUGAUGGAGACAGUGGGCAAGCAAGUCCAGGUAGUGAGUGGACUGGGGGUGGGGGGUCCAGUGGGUCCUGUGGGCCCAGUGGGAGGAGAUCUGCACCAUCAUCAUCACCCUCACCCGCACGCCCUUCCUCCGCACCCGCACCCCCACCCCCAUGGUCAUCCCCAUGGGUCUCAUGGCCACUCGCUCGUCGGCGCGACGUCGAACCCCGGCAGAGGUCAGGCUCAACCACCGGCUUCGCAUAAUCAACAUGUACCUGCGAGGUCCACUCCCGUACAACUGCAUAGACCGACGCAGAGCUAUGUCAACAUCAAGAGCAGCAGUCCAGUGUCUCCAAGGACGGUAGGAACGGGAGCAACGUACGUUCAGGGUGGCGCGGCCGCGUCGUCCGCGGCGGCGACGGCCGCGGCCGCCGCUGCAACCGCAGGUGGGCCUGUUGCUACUGGUGGAGUUAGCACUGCUACAAGUAGCGGCGGCAUCGUCGGCGUCUCGAGUGUCCUGUCUGCCGCAGCGGGAGGCGGCAGCGGGGUGAAUAACAGUGCGAACAACGGCGGCGUGAACAACGGUGGUGCGAACAACGGCGGCGGCGGCGGCGGCGGCACUUCUUACGUCAGCAUGCCGAUACCUAGCGGUCUCCGGUAUAUCCAUUCCUAUCCUCCGACCACGGUGUCGGCGUCGGCGGUGGCUGCGAUCGUCACCACUGCCUCGUCACCAGCGGUCCCCGUGCCCGUUCCCGCGCCUGCCACCGUGCCCCCUCCGAAUCAACCGCCUACCAUUGCCAGCCAGACACCACCGCCGCCACUCACGGGGACUGCUUAUGCCGCGAGAGACGCAUAUCGUACCGGCACCACGAACGUGAAUGAGAGGAUCGCCAUCAGCGUGAGUAGCAGUCCCCUGUCACAAGUCGGCGGAGUUGGCAGCGUAGUGACUGCGGCUGAAUACGCGGUAAACAGCGGCAUGGGGGCCAGUGGCAGGGGCGAUCGGCCGAGGAUAUCCCUCUUGCCACCCGCCGGCUCUUCUGUAACGCCGACAGCGUCACCAACUGCCGUUGUCGCGUCGGAUUAUCAGCAGCAUGCGGCCGCGGCGAGGAAUCCGCCGCGGGUAGGUCUCAUGCCCGUCCAACCGGAUCAGUAUUGCAGCCGCACUGCUGUCGAUAUCGUUGGUCUACAGCAGGACACGCCGCCCUUCAAGAAAAUUCGCCUGGGCCAGCCACAUCAGCAGGUUCAGCAAUUACAGUCUCAGCCACAAUCACGCUGCCAGAGUUUGUCGCCCGCCGAUCCCUGCGGCAAGCAGGAGCAACAGCACGUCGUGCAAUUACAGCAACCGCUUAGGAUAGACACUAGGGAGCAGCCUGCCGUGGGUGCGUAUACGCCGCAAACGGAAGCCAUCUCGCCUACGCUUCCGGAACCUAAUACACAAGAAGAUGCACAAUAUAGAAGUUCCAAGGACGAUCUUUUGCAGCAAAUUGCUAAGGUUGAUAGGGAGAUCUCCAAGAGGGAAACUCAGAUGAACAUGUUGCGAAAGAGGCUAAAAGAACUGGAGGAAGCAGCGAACAAGCCUCUGGAAGCGACUGGUCUCAAGCGUCACAUUGAGGAACAGUCGCAGCAACCGAAGCAUCAAUCGUUGGCGCAAAAGAUUUAUGCUGAAAAUAGGCGAAAAGCGGAGGAAGCGCAUAGGCUUUUGGAAAGACUGGGUCCCAAAGUAGAACUACCUUUGUAUAAUCAGCCGUCAGACACAAAUGUGUAUCAAGAGAAUCGUACGCAGCAUCAGACUUGUAUGAGGACUAGACUCGUAGCGAGGCUCCGUAGAGAACAUGUCGAACGUACAUCUCUUCAUCAGCAACAGUCUCAGACGUACGCCAUCCUAGUUCAAGAGUGGCAUCGUAGGGUGGAACGAUUGGAAUCGACGCAGAAGAGGAAAUCGAAAGAGACAAAGAACCGCGAGUUCUUCGAGAAAGUGUUCCCCGAGUUGCGAAAACAGAGGGAGGACAAGGAGCGUUUUAAUAGAGUUGGUGCUCGCAUCAAGAGUGAAGCUGAUCUCGAAGAGAUAAUGGACGGUCUGCAAGAACAAGAGAUGGAAGAUAAAAAGAUGCGCUCGUAUGCCGUUAUACCGCCCCUGUUGUUGGAUGCGAGGCAGAGGAGAAUCGCAUUUCAAAAUCGGAACGGUCUGCUUCAACCGGAGGAAUUGGAAGCUCUGCAUAACGAGCGUAAAUUGAUCAACGUAUGGAGUUCCGUGGAACACGAAUUGUUCAAAGAGAAAUACCUGCAGCACCCUAAGAAUUUUGGAGUGAUAGCUCAAUCGUUAGAACAUAAGUCCGUUCCAGAUUGCGUACAUCACUACUACCUCACUAAGAAAGCGGAGAAUUAUAAACAGCUUCUACGAAAGUCGCGCCAACGGACACGUAGCUCUCGGAAUAAUCCGAAUAAUAAAGUAAAUAAUACUAGCUCGACUAUCGGACCUAUAGAUAUUUUAACGACGGGCGUAACGACAAGGUUACAGCGAGAGCAGCAACAGAAGACCCAGGAAAAUCCUCAAAACAGUUCGGCAACGACAUCUACGUCCACAACGAGCACGGUUACACCCAGCGUAUCCUCCACUACGUCGUCUACAACGGCCACAACUACGAUGACAACUACUCUGAACUCGAUGGCGUCGGGCGUUAGUAUAACGACUGACUCCGCAACGGCAUCAACGACAACGACAACGACAUCGGUCCUGAACACCAUUGCGACGUCGAGCGUCUCGGCGACGUCGACGACGUCUAGCACGAAGGAUUCCAGGGAGAUGGGUAAUGAGAACAAGGAGAAUAAAGCCGACUCGAAGGAGUCUCAAUCCGCGAAGGCGGAUUUGAAGGAAGAAUCACAGUCGAAUUCGGAGGCAGCGGCGGGGAAGGACGUUAAAGUAAUAAUUGAUGGAAAAGGCGCGUUGUCUUCCUCAUCCACGUUAAGCAACGCGACGAACGUCUCAACUAUUCAGUCAGAUUUCAAGGAAUCGGGUAAGAAGAAACCAGGCUGUAGGGAUACAACUAGCAGUGGUGCUAACGUGGCAGCUACCGGCAGAGUGAAGGAUAAGAAGAAGGAAAAUCAUACUCCUAUGGAAACCAGCGACGAAGAAGCACCAUCGGUCGACGUCAUUGAGAGCGGCAAACAGAUAGGACCUCACGCUUGUACGGUGUGCCAAAGUGUCGUCGAGGGAAGCACGCAUAGUCGCGCGUUACCGCGCAGCCAGGCGUCGCAAUAUGGCCUGCGGGAGGAUCAAGUGCCACCCGGUGCGCGGGUCUGCAACACCUGCAGAUGCAAGGCCGUCCGAGGACGUUACACCACCUGUCCGUUACCUGGCUGCCCGAAUUUAAAUAGCUCGAAGAACAGAGUGAAGCGACUCAGAGCAUUACCCUCGAAAUGGCUCGAUCUGCCACCGGAAAUUCGAGAACCUAUCGCUCAAGAAUUCCAGAUACCAAACAGCGCGAUGAAGUGCUGUUCGGCCUGCUUCAGUCGUAUAUCACGACGUUUGGCACCGCACCUUGCCGGCGGUACCGAGAUAUCCGAAGACGGAGCGGAUGCACUGUCAAGACAGUGGACGGAUGAAGAGCUUGAGCAGCUACGCAGAGCGCUUCGAGAACACGGUACCAAUUGGCCGAAAGUCGCUGAACAGGUACCAGGAAAAACGAAUCAUCAAUGCAAGAACUAUUACUUUGCCUAUCGCAAGAAAUUGAGUCUUGAUCAAGUAGUGGCCGAGUAUUACGCAUCACUGGGUGAAGAGCGCAGACCUUGUCUAACUGAUGAAGAAGAGAGCGGUAGUAGUACCAGCAGUUGCGACGAGCUAGCUGUCCAUGAUUCGAGCGAUACUGCGAGCGCAGGAAGUCCUGCAACAACCAUGACAGUUAGUAUUGGAUCGUCACAACAGUCUUCCAACAGCGGAACUGUAACGGUAGCGUCUGGCGCCAGGGAGGAUUACGACAGUUCUGCCACGGAGACGGCGGACGAAGGUCAGGGAGGUGCAGACUUGGAUAAUGGGAGUGUUGUGGUGACACUGACAACUGCCAAUAGCAAUGUAUCAACAUUGCAGCAACAGAAUCAGCAUCAACAACAACAACAACAACCACCACCAGUCGUACAUUCGCCGCCCUCGACGACGAGCAAUUCCAAUCCGAUUACUGUCAAGGAUCUUAUGCUUGGCGUUAUUGAGAUGCAGUUAAAGCGCAAUCCGAACAGUCCAGCUGAUAACAGCGGUUCGUCUGCUCCGAAUAGUUCUGGAACGCCGACGAUAUCCAGUAUCCUAAAGACGGAUCACCGUAACGACAUAACGUACGUUCGAGGUUACAAAUCAUCCUCGAAUAUGGCAAACACUGCAUUGUCCAGCAGAGAUUCAAAUCUUGCAACGCUGUCGGUUGUGUCAGGACCUCAUCAUGGUCAUCGGUCUGCUCCUAGUCCUCAACAAAUUGGUCAAAUGCAAGCCACCAUUACUCCGUGUCCGCCUGCCGCAUCGAGCAAUCAAGCCUCAUCGGACAUGCUUCCUAAAGAGGGCUUGGUAGUGAUGCAGGUGCAGCAAGCUCUUCGUGAGACCGAGGGUACGCUCGACCUGAGUCUGAAGAAACCGCGGCAGCAAGAGUACAAUCAUUCGCUUCAGCCGCUUCAUAAACCGCCGACAGUGGCGCUCUACCGACCGGAGCCGCCGCCAGGCGCAUACUAUCACCCUCACGCUCCUCAUCCCGAGCAAGGGCGCGGCGCGAAGAGUCCGCUCAUCUAUGCUUCGUCGCCACGACCUCAGGCGCCUAUCACACCGAAAAUGAACAAGGUCGCUGUACCGCCGUCGCAUCCCAAGUUGUCGUCGAAGGUUAGUGGAAUGGGAACACCCGGCCACAAAACGGGCUCCAUCACGCACGGCACGCCGGUAUCGACGGCGCGAUACGAGGGUCUGCUGCGACAGAUGACACCUCCCGGUAACGCGGCGGUGAGCGGCGCGGCUGCGAACGUUGGCGAUCGCGGUGGCGUCGCUGUCAACGCCACUUCUGCCGGUCAAGGACCGCCGAAGGAGACGGGUGGCUCCAUUACUCAGGGUACUCCGGUACAUCCAUUCGCGGUAGACAAACGGGGCGCACCGAUAUACGAUUAUCAUCGUAUUCGACACUCGCCCGUUACGGGUGGUGGUAACGUACCGCCCGGCCAAGGCCCGGCGAGUCAAGCGGCUUCGCCGGCGGUAGCUGUCAGUCACGGUGGUGGCGGUCAAUAUAAUUCUUACUCUGCUGCCGCCCGAUCAGCACCUAGUUACACGAUGGAACAACAGUUGUCCAAUCGGCAGAUCAUAAUGAACGACUACAUUACUAGUCAGCAAAUGCACGCGCGUGCUCGUAGUGGCGGAGGUGGUGCAGCUGCUGCUGGCGAGACAGCGGGUAAGAGCGAACCGCCACCGCCGCCACCAUCGACCCUGUACUACGCUAGUACGCCACCACCGCCGCCACAGACUCACACACAGCCACGCCAGGGCGUCAUCCAAAGGCACAAUCCGCAAAAGCAGAUACAUUAUCCGCCACCGCCACCAGGCUUGGAGGCUUUCUCCAGUUUAGUGGACGUAGCGGUGCAACAACCAAGUCUUCCUGUGCCGCAUCCCCAUGGCCAUCCAGCUGCAUCUAGCAGCGGCGGUCAUGAAGGUCUCGGCAAGACUAUGGCGGAUCGGUUGCUCGCUGAUCGUUAUGACAACAAUCGAGCUUUUCGCGAACAGGAGAUGCGAUUGCAAGAGCGUAUGGCUAUGCAGGAGAGAUUGGCGGUCGUGGCGGCGCACCAACAGCGUGACAGAGAACGUGAACGUGAUCUUGUGCACUUGCGGGAAAAGGAGGAGCACCGUUUGCAACGCGAGAAGGAGCUGCAUCAGUUGGAGCAUCGUCUGGCUGUACAACGUGAGAAGGAGAUCCAGCAGCAGGAGCACCGUAUGGCACAGCGAGAGAAGGAUAUUCAACAUGUCGAACAUACUCGCUUUUCCGUGCAGCAGGCUCGGGAGAAGGAGAUCCAGCACGAGCAUCGGCUCACCGUCCAUCAGCAGAGGGAGAAGGAAAUCCAUCAUCAAAUGGUGGCGGCUGCCGCGCAACGCGAGAAGGAACACCAAGAGCAUCGCAUAGCCGUGCAACAGCAGCGCGAGAAGGAGAUGCAGCAACAAGAACAGCGACUCGCGAUUCAGCAGCAACGAGAAAAGGAGAUCCAGCACGAGCAUCGUUUGGCGGUACAGCGCGAGCGAGAUUUAGCGCAUCUACAUCAGCAGCAGCAGCAGCAUCAGCAAAUUCAGCAACACAUCCAACAACAACAUCGCAUAGAGGCCGAGAGAAGACACAUCGCGCAAAUGUACAGAGAUCAGCAGCAGCAGCAAUUGGACAGAGAUUCCUCGAGAUUAUUGAGCAGUAGCUUCACACCUUCUCGGCUACAACAGUCGCAACAGUCUCAGCAGCAACAGCAAUCGUCGAGACAGAGCCAAUCCUCCAGUCAACAACAGAACGACUCGUCGUCUACUCUUACAGCUGCUAGUUUAAUAGACGCUAUCAUAACUCAUCAGAUAAAUCAAAGUGUGGAAAAUGCCAGCGGAAGCGGAUCGUCAGUCAACCAGCCCACGCGUGCUGGUGAUCGUCUCUUCCAGGGAUUUCAUCGCGAACCUCCGCAGGAAUCUAAUGGCAUAGCUCACAGCCCUGCUGGUGAAGGAGGUGGUAGCGGUAGCGUUGCAAGCGGCAACGGAAGUGGCAGUAGUAAAGCGAUUACUCUCGGCGAACAUGUUGAUCACAUUGUAUCGAAAGAUUAUGGUCCGCCUCACUCGUCGUACAGAUCUUACACCGGAUACCAAAUUUCCGAAGAUCAGUGGAAGAGACGGAAGGUCAGCGGAAACGAGCCAGAUUCGGUGAAGAGUGGGGACGAGCGUCAGAUUAUACGCGUCGCGCAGCAACAACAGACGCAGCAGCAUCAGUCAUCGGGAAAGCAACAACAGUUUCAUUCAGUCGAGCCGGUAUCGCCGCCGGAGGCAACUACGAACCAUUACGGACGUCGCUACUAUGAAUCGAGCACUGCCACAUCUACUUCCGGAACUCCCUCCAAUAAGCCUCAUCAGAUAUCCCCGUUGGAUUACGUGAAGAACAAGAUUGUCGAAGUGAUGCGCACGGAGGAUGAUAAAACCGUUGGAGGCGGCGGUGCGAGCUCGUCUGACAGAAACGGGGGCGGUAAUUCCAUCGUCGCCACCGAGAAGGAUGAGAAGGUGACGGUCGCGGGGAACGUGGAAAGGAGUCCAUCGGGUAGCGGUGGUGGCGGGGAGAUGAUGGUCGACGACACUGGGCCGAAUGCGGCCCGUGAGCAGCAGCCGCCGCCGCCCGCGCCAGCAGCCACCACUUUCUAUCCGUUCAGCGCCUUAGGCGUGCACACGGGCCCACCACCGGCCCCGCCACCCGCCGCUGCCACGUCCGUCUCCGUCGGCAAGUCCGAACAGAUGCAAGUCGAGCCGGCGCCGUUGCUAUCCGCGCAAUACGAGCCGCUUUCGGAUGAAGAUUGAUAGUCUUAGCCGUUUGUACGACUAUCGCUACCUCUUAACGCGACGAUGCACGGAUGCAAGAAAUACGGAGAAGUAUAGAGUGACACGUUUCACAGGAUAUUUCACGACGCGAUAUCAUUCACGGAUAUCGCCGAGUGUGGUCAUCAGUAGGACGACGAUUAAGUAUAUUGGACGAUUUACCAACGCUUGAGGGCAUUAAGAAGCCACAUUGCGUUCUUAUCGGUCGCCAAAUCCUAAUCUAAUUUAAGAGACUUCUUUUUAUACAUACACACAUAUAUGUAUGUAUGUACGUAUGUAUAUAUAUGUGUAUACGUAUAUAUAUAUAUAAAUUUAUAUACAUAUAAUAAUAUGAGAGCGCGAGCUCUCUGCUAAACGAGCGGAGAUUGGAAGUAUGAUGUUUUAAAUCAAGCCCCCCCCCCCCCAUAUUGUUUUACCAACUUUGUAAUUUCAUUAUAUUUUUAGUCAAAGAUCAUUCCCGCGUUACGCAAAAAAGGUUGAGAAUAUUUACGAAAGAAAUACUUCUUUUAUUUGCCUUUUCGUGAUGUUAUGCCAGCGUUCUGUUAAACACAUAAUAGCGAUGAAUAUAGUUUUAAUUAGUUAUUUUCGACGUAUAAUUUAUAUAAUGCUGAUAUGGAUACUCUAAAGAGUUACAUGUAUAAAUAUAUAAAUAUUUGCGUGAUAACGUGAACGGAACCGACAUUUCACCGCCGUGUUGAAUGGACCCUUUUUUUAAAUCGCGCGAAUUAUACAUAGUCGGAUUUUAGUUUUGCGGAAAAUUUACGAACGCGAUGAUAGGUUCAAGGAUGAAGCUGAUAUCGAGAUAGGAGCUGUAAUUUAAUAUUGAAUUGAUUAACGUGUACUCUCUCGCUUUAUAUACAUGUUUUCCACUUUUUAAGUUUUUCGAUACUCGCAGACGCGUAUGUGUACAUUUAGCGUUUCGUUUCGCUAAGAAGGAGAGAUCGAUCGACACUCGAUAUAUCCGUUCUGUUACGCAUAUGUGCUAAUAUAUACUGUGCGCGAGGCUUUAGUCGUUCGAUCGAGAUGAAUCAUUAUUUUUUAUGUCGACUUGGGCUUGGUCAGUCCGCAAGAAAACCACUAAUGCGUUCACGCAAACAUUCGAUCUGUGGAACGUCUAGGGCUGUAUAUGUAUAUCCCAAUGUUCACACAAUGCAGACGCUUUUCUUUUGUACAUAAUGGAGAAUGAUAAUAUAAUCGUUAAGUGGUAAUAAUCUAUAACGCUGAUGAGGCGCGCGUGUUUUUAUUUGGAAUGAGUCUGUGAUGUAUCUGGGAUUAAUAGGUUCAACUAUGUUAUAUACCAGUGCAAAGCGUAGCCUGUAGUCUGAGAGCAGAAAGAGAGAGAGAGAAUAGCAGAUGUGUCGAGGCUUUCGCAGAGGAGGCGUACAACAUAUUCUGGCACGUGUGAUGUGAGACAGUUCGUACGACGAAAUGUUACGGCAGGAAGAAUCGAUCUUCGGUGUCGUUCUCUUCUUAGUGAAGUGAAUUUCGUGAAGAAAACAGAAAAAAAAUUGUAACGCUAAGUGUUGUAUAUAGUACAUAAUAUUAAUUUCUAAGUUGAAGCAAGUAAUAUGGCUAGAUUACAUCGGUACAUGCUACUGUAUAAGGAGUUUAGGUUUAGCGAUAAAUCGACGUAGUUAGUAUUUAGGGGUUUAGACAGCCAUGAACUGAUUUUAGGGGAAAAAAACUCCCGAACUACGUUCUCUUAUUAAUAAACAAAAAACAACAGAUAUACGGACGAUUCGAUUGGUGGUAUUAUUAUUAUUUGCGCAAAACGGGAUUGGAUAUGGAUUUAUUUUUAUCCGUUUUUAUUCGAACGAACAUGCGUUUGCGAAUGUACGCUUUAAUAUCGAGUACACGCAGCAUAGAGUAACAUAACACACGCGCGCGUACACAUGUACAUUUACAUAAGUACUUUUUAUACAGCUUGAUUUUAUAUUUCUAGGCGAUCUGUAGCUUCAACUGUGCUCUUUUGCGGUCUGCGCCUCCGUUUCUUCAUUAUUGCGACACUCGGUAAAUUCUUCGGAUAUUCGUCACGAGUUACUUUUUUUCCCCAGCGUGAAAUUGCUGCACCGAGAGUCAUUGCUUCUGCCGUGUUCUGCGUCGAUUAAUAUAUUCUGCAUCUUCGUGCGCGACUGAAAUGUCGAGACUUUAGAGAGGUUUACUGUACAAAGACGACUGCAUCUACAUGCUUUUAACUAUGUAUUUAAAAGUUACAGAGAAAUUUUUUAAAGCUUUUGGCACGUUAUUCACAUAAUUCAAUUCAAAUAGUUUAUCAAACAAUAAACAUUUGUUCAGACUUUCUUAGCACAAAAUAUAUAAUUAUAGUAUACUCUGCUAUCAUUAUGUUGUAUAAGCUACACAGGAACUACAUCUUUUUUUAUAAUAAAAAUGAUGGGAAUUAUCAUGAAAUUUCUUAACUUGUGUGUUACGUUAAUGGUAUUAUAUUAAUAUAUUAAUCUUACAAUUUUUUCAAAAUUUUUGUUAAUAUAUAAAAUAUUUUUAUUAAUAAUAUUUUUUAAAUUAUUAAUAAUUUUUUGAAAAAGACCUGGAGGAUGUGUUAUACUUCGUCGUCUUCGUCCGGUUUAGCUCUGCGCAUAGGAAGAAAACAAUUUCGAUUUAAUCUGUCCGCCCGAUAGUGUCCUCAUACAGUGCACGGCAUCGCAUCGCAAAAGCGCGCAUCUUCGAGGAUUCUUCAUUGUACAAAGUAACCAGCGUGGUCCCGACAAAGCCGUCGAAUGCUUCCAGGAUACAAGUGGAGAUGGAUAUAUACAAAUAGAUACGCGCGUACACACACUACACACCGAUACACAGAGAAACGAACUAACUAAUUGCAGAGAAGUGAAUUAAUCUAGUUAGCCCGUGAGGCACACAACAUUGCGAUACACGACAACGCGACAGCCGUGGCUCGAACUUCGUAUACUUCUCGCUUAGAGGAGUGUCCUCGGCGUCACGUUUCUCCUCGUAUAGUACCUGAGCGACACAAAGCCCGCGUUUAACGAUCGCUCUCGUCGAAGAGAUCGGCGACUGAGCGUACUUCAUCCGACAGCGGUGCGAGAAUCCAGCCCUUUAAAGGCCACGCCAAAAUUUAUCGGAGAUCUUUAAAGGGAUGUUUCAAUAGAUGCCUGAAAAAUGUUGAACAUCCAAGGGAGCAGGACAAAUAUUUCAAAGAUGCGUUCUAGAAAGAAGAAAACGUCCGAAGAAUAUCGCAACGAUCUGGGAUGUCUUUCACACGUUUCCUCACCGACCCGUUUCUCCUAUUUUUGUUAUACUUCGUGCUUUCAUGAUAGAUAGUAAAAUUCGUUGCAGUGCUGGAAUCGCGCGGCCGCUCUCGGACGAGAUCACUCGUGCGAUCGAGAUUCGUCUCGGCCUUAGAAGCAGCUUCGGAACAUGCGCUUGUGUAACAGACGGGUCUGCGUGUACAUAUAAAAGCGCGAAUUAGCACAUACACAUGAAAAAAAGCUAGUAAGAAAUUGAACCCCCUGCUCCGUCAAGCAACAGAAAAUCGGCGUGUACAUAUAUAAUAUGUGACAUGCAGCGAUAUACGGGAAUUCCGUUUCGUUGGUACAUACAUAGAGAGCUCUUCAGGGUGUCGGGUCUUUCGUACAGGUCGAUUACUCGCGGCCGAUUUCCACGUUUCUUCUCAACGAGUAGUCUUCUUCGCGAUUUAAAUAGAUAAAAAACGUAACAAAAUUGGCUGUGUGUAACGAUGGUCGCUUUUUCGAGCAUUUGGUGAAACGAAUAGUCUCGAAGAAUUACUAUUAUAAUCACGUGAUCGUAAAUAGUAGUUAAUGAUUAAUUUGAUUAUCUGAAAUGUCGUUUAAAAAUAUAUGAUUUAUACAUUGUUGUCGCAGCGAUAGUCCUCGAUCACAUUUGAUAUUGUCUGAAGGAAAUCAGCCGCGAGUAAGCAAUCUCAGGUACGAUACUACAGAUGUACAAUAGACGUGAGAAGCGCGAGAGCGACAAAACACCGAUGACACCCCUUUCUCGAGAAGGGUGUGUUUUCGAAGAAGCGCAGCGAAGAAACCGGCGAAGCGAACUUUAUCGCUGCAGCUACCAUACGAGUAUCAUUUAGACUAGAGUUUUAGACGACAUUAAAAAGCGCGAAACGCCGCGUGUAUAUGUACCUACUCAUUUGUAACUCGUUGAGGAAGAAUGAUCGACUAGUUUGUUCGGUGUGUGUCUAUCGUUCGAUCCCUACGUACGACAUGCGUGGAAGAAGAAAAAAAAGUGUACAUAGUGAUACGAUAACGCCGAGAUAUACACAGCUCCCUCCCGAUUGUUGUAUCAUAAUAAUAAUACUAAUAAUAGUAACAAUAAUAAUAAUGAUAAAACGCAUACGGCGCGAUCGCAGAACGUCAAGCUAAGAAAUAAAAGAAUAAAGAAGAAAAAAAGGUGAGAGAAGAGAUGAUAGAUGAAGUCGAUGGGAAAGAAGCGAAAACACACUGUCUACGAACGUGAUUAUUAUCCACACGAACACGCUCUGUUAAUGCGACUAAUUACAAAGUAACUGAGAAUUAAUUAUAGCGAGCGAGAGCAUACCACGCCUACAGUAAAAACAGAUGUAGCAUACACGAUAAUAUUAUUAUCAAAACAGUUCAAUGUAAAUUGUUAUUUUUGUUGAAAUAAAAAUCACCUCCGUUAUAAUAACGAGCA